Messenger RNA from Frankliniella occidentalis (western flower thrips), 2029 nucleotides. Its product is annotated as sodium-independent sulfate anion transporter-like. Gene Ontology annotation, biological process: transmembrane transport. Gene Ontology annotation, cellular component: membrane. The transcript is spliced from 10 exons. Gene Ontology annotation, molecular function: sulfate transmembrane transporter activity. The coding region runs from base 104 to 1963 and encodes 619 amino acids. The record is from RefSeq and is a predicted model, not a curated record. Lineage: Eukaryota; Metazoa; Arthropoda; Insecta; Thysanoptera; Thripidae.
GGCCGGGCGCGGGCUAGCAGGUGACGGCACCACAGGCCCACAGUCUGUAGUGCCAGUGGAGCCAGUUCCAGCGCUUCCUCCGGGCCGCUCGUCACGUCACCCAAUGCGUUACGGCAGACUACUCGCAUGCCCAGGUUCGGGAGGAUGGGGGCCGCUGCUGCGCCGCCGGCUGCCCAUCGUGCGCUGGAUGCCCUUGUACGGGCGGGAGGACGCCGUGGCCGACCUCGUGGCGGGCCUCACCCUCGGACUCACCCUCAUCCCGCAGAGCAUCGCGUACGCGUUGCUGGCCGGGCUCGCCCCACAGUACGGCCUGUACUCCUCCUUCCUGGGGAGCCUGGUGUACGUCCUGAUGGGGACCAUCAAGGAGGUGUCCAUCGGGCCCACGUCCCUCAUGUCGCUGCUCACGGCGCAAUACACGCACGACCAGCCCGUGCAGGCCGUCAUCCUGCUCACGUUCCUGGCCGGGGCCGUGCAGCUGGGCAUGGCGCUCCUGCAGCUCGGCUUCCUCGUGGACCUCAUCUCGGACCCCGUCACUUCGGGCUUCACGUCGGCCUACUCCGUCAUGAUCGCCGUGUCGCAGCUCAAGGGGCUCCUGGGGCUGCGCUUUAAGGCGCACGGCUUUGUCGACACGCUGUGCAAGCUGGCCCAGCACAUCACCGAGGCCAAGCUGGCCGACUCGAUGCUGGGCGUCGGCUGCGUCGUCGUGCUCAUCGGCAUGAAGAAGCUGGGGACCGUCGGCGCGCCCGGCAGCGGCCUUCGCCGGGUGGCCUGGGUGCUCUCCAUCGGCCGCAACGCCCUCGUCGUCCUGGUGUGCGCCGUCACCGCCUACGUGUGGGAGAACGUCGCACAUCAACCGGUGCCGUUCGCCUUGUCAGGCCAAGUGCAACCAGGCCUGCCUCCACUGUCGCUGCCACCCUUCUCCGCACCGGGUCCCGCCAACACGACCCUGUCCUUUGUCGACAUGGCCACCUCCUACGGCGGCGGCCUUCUGGUCGUCCCAGUGGUGGGUGUUCUCGCCAACAUCGCCAUCGCCAAGUCCUUCUCUAACGGCGCCCCGGUGGACGCCUCCCAGGAGAUGGUGACGCUGGCCACGUGCAACCUGCUGGCCUCGUGCGUCAGCUCCAUGCCCACCUGCGGCGCCUUCACGCGCUCGGCCGUGAGCAACGCGUCCGGGGUGCGGACCCCGCUGGCCGGGCUGUACUCGGGGAUGCUCAUCCUGCUGGCGCUCGUGCUGCUCACGCCCUACUUCUACUACAUCCCCAAGGCGACGCUGGCGGCCGUGCUCAUCAGCGCCGUGGUCUUCCUCGUCGACUUCGGCAUCCUCAAGCCCCUGUGGCGCAACAGCAAGCGCUCCCUGCUCGUCACCGUGCUGACGUUCGCCGCGUGCCUGGGCAUGGGGGUGGAGGCGGGGCUGCUGCUCGGCGUGAGCCUGGACCUGGCCCACCUGGUGUACCUGUGGGCGCGUCCGCCCAUCACCGUCCAGCUGUGCAAGGCCCGCUGGGGCGAGUACGUGCUGGUGCGACCAGAGGUGGGGCUCUUCUUCCCGGCCAUGGGGGUGGUGCGCGACGCCGUGGUCACUGCAGCCGCCGGCGAGGGUGGCGCCGCGCUGCCCAUGGUCCUGGACUGCACGCACUUCCGGAGCCUCGACUACACCGCCGUCAAGGGGCUCGAGGUCCUCGUUCGAGAGCUGGGCAAGCGCGGCCAGGCGCUCCACUUCAUGGGGCUGCCGGCCAGCGCGCUGCGGCUCGUCGCCGGGCUGGGCAUGAAAGGCUUCACGCACUGUGCGGCGCCGCGCGACCUCCCGGGGAUCCUCCACGCUCAAGAAGGAGCAGGAGACAAAGCGGACAGCCUGUCCCGGGCAGAGACGGGGCUCGCUCUCGUGGGCGCGGACGAGGACGAGGGGCGCGGUCAGGACGACCACGAGCUGUCCUCCAUGCACCAGCAGCAGCGGCCAGCUGUGUAGAGCGCGCGGAACGAGUUUGUGAGACUCUGAUUGGAGGUCAAUGUGAUAAACAAGCUGUUGCAAACA